Molecule: messenger RNA, 636 nt
Organism: Salvia splendens (bonfire salvia)
Lineage: Eukaryota; Viridiplantae; Streptophyta; Magnoliopsida; Lamiales; Lamiaceae
Exons: 1
Coding region: 1-636 (211 amino acids)
Source: RefSeq, a predicted model, not a curated record
AUGUCAGAUUCUGACACGGAGGAAUCAAAACCAGCCCAAACAGAAUCCAUGGCAGAUCUGGCAGCACAAUUUGCCGAAUUUCUGAAGUUCAUGGAGAGCAAAUCUGGAAACAAAUCAGAAAACUCCAAAGCAGACAACACUUCCCCAAAGAAGCAGUCAACCCAAAUAGAAUAUUUGGGGAAAGUCAAGGUGGAAACCAAACUCAAUGGGGAUAAUUAUCCUCUUUGGGUCAAUCUUAUGGAGAGAGCCAUUGGAGGAGGAGGACUGAUUUCUCACAUUUAUGGAGUUUCAGAUCCUCCUUCAUCCGAUGAUCCCGGCUACUCGAAAUGGCAGCAACGGGAUCAUUGUUGCUUUAAUUGGAUCAUCAACAAUCUUGAGACAAGUCUUGUGAAUGAAGUAUCACAAUACAAGACCGCCAAAGACCUGUGGGAAGGUCUGGCAAUCACGUACGGAAGUGGAGCGGAUCCUUUCCAAGUGCACGAUCUGCAUAGGCAAGCAAUAUCAAUGAAGCAAGGGCAUUUAACCUUGGAAGCUCUCUGGAACAGAUUCCAAGAUCUAUGGAUAAAAAUUGAUGCCAGAGAUCCUAAUCCCAUGGAAAGCCCGAAAAGCAUCGACAAAUACAACAAACACACCUAA